CCUCCCAGGCCCCCCCCCCACCUUCCCCAGGGCCAUUUUGGGGUUGUGGCAGCAGAGGGAGCUCGGCUGGCGCAGGGAGGUGGCCUUUGUCAUCGCUGGUGGCGCUGGAGGCUGGCGAGAGGGGACCGCGGGCGUGGGGGCGCGGGGGGGAGGGAAGGGGCCCCCCCCCAUCCGGGGCUGUCACCCGUGGGAGGAUGCUCUGAAGAGUGGCCACAAUCGCGCGUGGAUGCCCAGGAGGAUUUCUGGGGGACCCAGGAGCUUGGAGCUGCUGCUCGCCACCCCCCUGCGACCCCCCCUCUGCGCUGGGGUGGGGGCCACCGAGGGCCCCCCCCAGGAUUUUCAGCUUAGGAGCGGCUCCUGGUGGAGGUUUGCUGCAGGGCCGCCAGGAUGAGCACGGCCGCCAGCCCCGAGCCCCUGCCCUCGCCCCCCGCCCCGGGACCCCGAUAUUUCGACCGCUUCACCGAGGGGGACCCCGAAUACCUGCGGGAGCGCAACAUGGCGGCUGACCUGAGGCAGGACUUCAACAUGAUGGAGCAGAAGAAGCGGGUCACCAUGAUCCUACAGAGCCCAUCUUUUAGGGAGGAGCUGGAGAGCCUCAUCCAGGAGCAGAUGAAGAAGGGGAACAACUCGUCCCACGUCUGGGCCCUGCGGCAGAUCGCAGACUUCAUGGCCACCACAUCCCCCGCUGUCCUCCCCACCUCGCCCAUGGGGCUGGCCUCCGUGACACCCAUCAACGACCUGCAUGGCCCCGACGCGCCGGCCCUGGCCAAGGGCGAGCGGCUGAUGCGCUGCAAAGUGGGCAGCAUCCAUCGCCUGCUCGACCUCUAUGGCUGGGCGCAGCUGGGGGACGCCUCCGUCACGCUGCGGGUGAGCAAGGAGCAGGAGCAUUUCUUGGUGGCCCCGCAGGGGCUGGCGUGCAGCGAGGUGACGGCGGCCAGCCUGAUCAAGGUGAACGUGCUGGGGGACGUGGUGGAGCAGGGCAACACCGGCUUCUCCCCCGAUGCCCGUGCCUUCAGCUUGCACGCCGCCAUCUACGCCGCCCGCCCCGACACUCGCUGCAUCGUCCGCCUGCACACGCCGGCCACCGCGGCGGUGUCGGCCAUGCGCUGCGGCGUGCUGCCCAUCUCCCGCGCCGCCCUGCUCCUGGGGGACAUCGCCUACUUCGACUUCCGCGGGGAGGUGGAGGACGAGGCCGACCGGGUCGAGCUGCAGAAGUGCCUCGGCCCCACCUGCAAGAUCCUGGUGCUGCGCAACCACGGGGUGCUGGCGCUGGGCGACACUGCCGAGGAGGCUUUCUACAGCAUCUUCCACCUGCAGGCAGCCUGCGAGGUGCAGGUGUCGGCGCUGGCGAGUGCGGGCGGCGCCGAGAACCUCAUCGUGCUGGAGCGCGCCAAGCACCGGCCCCACGAGGUGGGCUCGGUGCGCUGGGCCGGCAGCACCUUCGGGCCCAUGCAGAAGAGCCGCUUGGGCGAGCACGAAUUCGAAGCCCUCAUGAGGAUGCUGGACAACCUGGGUUACCGCACCGGCUACACCUACCGCUACCCCUUCGUGCAGGAGAAGAGCAAACCCAAAAGCGACGUGCUGAUCCCUGCCACGGUGACGGCCUUCGUCUUCGAGGAGGAGGCCACCCCUGUCCCCGCGCUGCGGCACCACGCGCAGAAGCAGCAGAAGGAGAAGACGCGGUGGCUCAACACCCCCAACACCUACCUGCGAGUCAACGUGGCCGAGGAGCAGCAGGGCAGCGCCGGCAGCCAGAGGACAAAGACGACGUGGUUGAAAGCAGACGAGGUGGAGAAAGGCAGCAGCGGGACCGCGAUCCGCAUCGAGAACCCAAACCAGUUCGUGCCCCUCUACACGGACCCGCAGGAGGUGCUGGAGAUGAGGAACAAGAUCCGGGAGCAAAACCGGCAGGACGUGAAGUCAGCUGGGCCCCAGUCGCAGCUGCUGGCCAGCGUGAUCGCCGAGACGAGCCGCAGCCCCUCCACAGAGAGUCACUUGGCGGAUGCGGAGGCCAAAGAUGCGUCCCGAGAGGAGCCCCCCGCCGAGCCGGAGCCCCCGAACCCCUUCAGCCAGCUCACGGACCAGGAGCUGGAGGAGUACAAGCAAGAGGUGGAGAGGAAGAAGCUGGGGCUGCACGGCGAGAAGGACACGGUGGUGGAGGAAAGCCAGGGAUCCCCCCAAAAAUCACCCCCAGUGUCCGCACCGCAGAGCCCGGCCCCGUCGCCCACCAAGCCCUCGGAGGGUGACAAGAAGGCAGAGGACGGCCAAGCACCUGCCGACUCCGCCACUGAGAAGGAGCCGCCACCAGCGGUGGUGAAUGGGAAGGAGGAGGAGCAGAGCACCGAGGAAAGCCAGGGCAAAGGGGGGGACCAGACGACCACCCCGGCCAACCCCGACGUGGAUGCCCCCAAGGAGAAGAGCGAGACGGUGACCAGCAGCCCUGUCUCCCCCGAAGGCUCUCCCUCCAAAUCACCCUCCAAGAAGAAGAAGAAAUUCCGGACCCCGUCCUUCCUGAAAAAGGGCAAAAAGAAGGAAAAGAUCGAAUCUUGAGUCUCCUCCGAGGCUUCCCACUGCCGGCGCAGCCGAGCAUCCCUCCCGACGGCUCCUGCGUCGUGCGUCUGGCCGAGGCGCAGCCGAAAACCCUGGAGGCUCCCAGGGUACUCCCGGCACGAGGCACCUCGUCCCACGACACCCACUUCGGAGGCAGCCACCAAGCUUUCGAAAGAUUGUGGCCCCUGUUUGCCGCUUGGGGAAAUACCCACUGCCAUCUCCCCGCUCCCACGAGCACUCCCUCCUCCCUCCUGGGCACGGGGUUUGUUUUUCCCCCCCGCUGCUUGUAGAGCCUCCGUGCAACGUGGGGCGCAGCCCGGAUACGCUUGGUUUUGAGAAAGAAAAGGGUGUUUUGUC
Messenger RNA from Cygnus olor (mute swan), 2907 nucleotides. It is a transcript of the gene ADD2, whose product is annotated as adducin 2. Gene Ontology annotation, biological process: barbed-end actin filament capping. The coding region runs from base 388 to 2550 and encodes 720 amino acids. Gene Ontology annotation, cellular component: plasma membrane; cytoskeleton; postsynaptic density. Gene Ontology annotation, molecular function: actin filament binding. Lineage: Eukaryota; Metazoa; Chordata; Aves; Anseriformes; Anatidae. The record is from RefSeq and is a predicted model, not a curated record. The transcript has 16 exons.